Messenger RNA from Chanos chanos (milkfish), 13886 nucleotides. It is a transcript of the gene pkd1a, whose product is annotated as polycystic kidney disease 1a. Gene Ontology annotation, cellular component: plasma membrane. Gene Ontology annotation, biological process: calcium ion transport. Lineage: Eukaryota; Metazoa; Chordata; Actinopteri; Gonorynchiformes; Chanidae. The record is from RefSeq and is a predicted model, not a curated record. Gene Ontology annotation, molecular function: protein binding; monoatomic cation channel activity.
AUGCCUUAUAGGAAUGGACAGACUGUAUCCAAGCGAAAACAUGGCGUCUAUUUCCCAAAGUUUGGAAUUCUUUCCAGUCUGCUUUUUACGCUCUACUGCCUGGAAGUAUCGGGAUCAUCGGGAAACGGUCGACCAUGCAGCCCAUGUCCCUGGAACUGCUCGUGCACGGUGGUGGAACCCCAAAACUCUUGUGUUGUUAACUGUUCGAAUAACGGAUUGGAAUGGGGUCCGGCGGCUGCACAGCUCCCGAGCGACACAAACACACUAGAUCUGUCCAGAAACCACCUCACCUCUGUGGAUGCCAACCUCUUCAGCCAACUGACUACCCUUAAAGAACUGUAUCUCCAAAGUAAUCGUCUCACUGCCCUUCCUCACGGGGUGUUUCACUGUGGCCCGUUAACUGUUCUUGAUCUGAGCUCUAACCCAUUACUGUGUGACUGUGAGUUGUCUCGGUUGGUGAGUUGUCUACAAGACAGAGGAGUGACCAUUCGAAGGGCCAAUUCUAUGCUCUGUGACCGCCCUCCUGAAGUCAAGGACCAACCACUGCUCAAUGCCAGCCUGCACACCUGUGGGUUGAACUACGCCGGCUGUCUGCAGGAUGGCGAGCUUCCAGGCAGCAGAGAGCUGGUUAUCUUUUCCUCCUCCACGGCCGGUAACUUCUCCCGGGGCGAGUGUAACUCUCUCUGUUUCCGCAACCACCAGCGUUACGGAGGCCUGGGAGCCCAGAGGGAGUGUCUGUGCAGCACCAACUCUGAGCCCAACCACAUCAGCGAAUCCCAGUGCUCCAACGCCUGCUCCGACCCCAUCGUGAUGCAGCAGUGCCAUUGGACCGUGGCUCUGGAUGUCUUUCAGGUGGAAUUUUCCGCCUUUCUCGCUCCGCGCCGCGUCUCCGUCCACUCCGAGGCUCUUCUCUCCGUCAACUCGUCCGUGCUUCCCGUCACUCUCUCCUGGGACUUUGGGGAUCUGACGUCUCCAGUCAACACCUCCAGCCCCAAUGCCACCGCACAUCACAAGUACGGACUUCCAGGGAAGUACAAGGCCAGGGUGAAGGUUUAUGCUGCCCAGAAAGAGGUGACCGCCCAGGCAGACGUGAGCGUGACGUUGCCCCCUGUCCUGGAGCUCCAAUGUCCCGAACUGCUGGUGGCCAAUCACAGUCUGGAGGCGGAGCUUAUUAACUGGGGAGGAGUGGGCGUGGCCGUGGACUGGAAAAUUAGUCAAGAGAGGCAGGAGAUAGCCCGAGCCACACCCAUCUGCCCCGCUGACGCCAUCUAUCACCUUGACUCCGCCUCUUGUUUCCAGUUGGUUCCGGGGGAGUUCAGCUGGUCCGAGGCUCGACGUCAGUGCUCCGCCCUGGGGGGUGAUCUGGCCGUGGUCCGGUCCGAAAGCAUCCGGAACCUUCUCGCCCCUCAAGUCACACAGGAGCGCGGUGUAUGGAUAGGCCUGAGUGAUAGUGACACCCCCGGUUCCCUGCACUGGGUGGACGGUUCCGAAUCUCGGGCUGGGGAGGAGGGGGCGCGGGAUCGCGCCACGCUGGUACCGGGGAACGUGUGUGUGUCUCUGGACCACGCCGGCGUGCCCAGCUGUCACCCCUGCAGUGCCAAACGGGCGUUCGUCUGCCAGUUCAAAUCUCAAGUGCGGGUACCUGAUGCUGGGGUCUUCAUGGUGGGGACUGCUGUGUUUCAUGCUGACCGACAACUGGCCAGCCCAACUGUCACUCAUAAUCAAGACCCGCCCACUAAGAGUGUCGAGUUGCUGCUAUUCCCGGCUCUGAGUUUUAUGAGGAGUGGUCGACUCUCUUCUCUGGAGUUUGUCACACACACUCUGAACGCACACACACAGGUGCGCUUCCAGGUGUAUCGGCCACGCUGCCAGAGACCAGACCUACACUUAGUGCUGCCCGGCUGUACCAACCUCUGCGCUCCCGUCGCUCUGUGCGCCGUCCUCGACGAGCGGACCAACGGUACGGCACAAUCUUCACCCUCGUGCCCGUCUUGGCAGCAGUGGUGCCCAUUUCAGGAGCGAUGCCAACCCAUUGGCAGCCCGUGUCAUCCUGGGCUGUGCACCAACUGUUCUGGAGCUGACCCACUACCUUCGGGCACCCUGAGCCCAUCCUACAGUCUGGUCGAUGAGGUUCUUCUCGCUCUCCCAGCUGGACCCUCCAUGCACGCACUGGUUCAAGAGGGUGUUCAGGACAUUCUGGUCUUUCCUGGCGACAUCAUUGCUCUUCAGCACGACGCAGGGCCCUCUGGCCUCCUGCACUGUACCCCUGACCCCUCGUCGCCAUGGCGCCAAAGCAUGCUGGUCCAGAAUCACUCGGAUUGGGUUGAAUCCAACCGGACCCUGGAGGAAGACGGGUUUGGAAGCUGGGUGGAUGAUGAGGUUUGCCUAAUUAGGGUGCUGCAGGUUGAGCAGAACAAUACGACUCUCCGCGGCCCGUUUCUUAGCAAGGGGUUGCCACAGCCAGGGGAUUAUAGCCUAGAGGUGACCUCCGACGACCCCGAUUUCCCCGUGGCGGCUUCCUGUCCAAUCCACGUGGUCCCGCCUUUGGGCCUCGUCGUGAUCCAUCCGUCCAAUAAGAAUGGAACGGUGUAUUUUUUGCCCAAUCACACCUCGGUUCUGGUCAAGGUACGCUCCCAGCAUAGUGCUGUGUUUGGCUGGAAGGGCAGCAAUGAGACAGUGCCCUUUCAGCAAACUUGUCCCCAGGACCUGGUGUCCAAAGUCGCGGAGUGCAGGCAACACCCUAAGGAUGGUGAAACUCUGUUUGCCUGGGUGGAUCUUGAGUUGGGUGCAAAACCGGGCCAGACCCAGGUGGAGUUGGUGGCCCAAAGCAAGGUGACCAGAGCCAGCCUGAAGAUCCAAGCCAAGAUAGAAGAACCACUCAGGGGCCUGAAUGUCCAACCACACCCAAACCACCGAGUGCUGAUGGAGUCGGUUGUGAGUUACAAAGCCAUGGUAGAGGGAGGAACCGAUCCUUCGUUCAGGUGGACCGUGGACGACAAACCGUACUUCACCUACUAUAACACAGUGCUCAACGUCAUCUACCAGAAUGCUGCAGUGUACAAGCUAACAGUCACGGCGAUGAACCACGUGAGCACUCUGACGGAGCACUUCAACGUGACCGUGGACCGCAUGAACCCUAUGUCUGACAUCACGGUCAAAGGCGUUCCCGAAAUCGUUACCCAGGGGAUGUCUCAGAUACUGUCUGCUUUCCUGACGGUGGAUGUGUCUGUGGACGCAACUUUCCGGUGGUCUUUUGGAGAUGGAGGUUACCUGGUUCACAACUUCACACCUCCCUUUGAUGGAUCACGCAUAGACCCUGACUUCAGUGUCAAACAGGUGGUCCUGCAACACAACGUCACCUAUACAUACACACAACCAGGGGAAUACACUCUCAUUGUCUCUGUGUCCAACCGUUACGAGAACAAAACCUGCAAAGUUGACGUGUACGUCUUCAGUAUUCUGACAAAGGUUGAGAUUGAGACCGACCCUGAGUUUGUUCAUGCCGGAAAGUGUGCAGAAUUCGAAGCCCACCCUUGGCCUUCACCUUACGGUAUCAUCUACACGUGGGAUUUUGGUGACAACUCCAGCUUGCAAACGGGACGGGAACGCAGAGUCCACCACAUAUAUACUCAAAGUGGCAUUUAUAACAUAUGUGUGACUGUAAACAACACCAUCAGCUGGAAGGAGGCUUGCACUGAGAAGACAGUUUUUGAGGACAUAGAAGGUCUCACGGUUGAUUCGUCAGCCCCUACGGAGCUUCACACUCCCACGGUUGUGACUGCCCACCUGGAGGCAGGUAACAUUGUCACCUGGACUUUUGACAUGGGUGAUGGGACCGUUUUGACAGGUUCAAAUUCUCAAGUGGAGCAUGAGUACGUGAAAGAUGGCAACUACACCGUUAACGUCACAGCGACGAACGAGAUCAGUUCACAAUGGAUGACCAUACCUGUGAAGGUGUUUGUGCUGCAGGUGUCCGGGCUGGAACCUUCUGGAUGCGUUCCGGAAAACAGUGAGGUCAACUUCCGGGCCUAUGUGUCGGGAAAUGCCUCCUCACACCGGUAUGAGUGGAGUUUUGGAGAUGGUACACCUAAUGAGACCCUAUAUGGGACGCCAGAAAUCACACACUCCUACUACGUGAGCGGUGACUAUCACCUGUCCCUCCUCAUGUCCAGUGGAGCAAACAAGGCCAACUUCUUUGCUUGGAUCUGUGUCCAGCCUGCCGUAACCAACGUCUCUUUAGUUCCCAUGAGCACCUACAUCAGGCUAGGGGAGGAGAGCAAGUUCACAGUUCUUGUCCUCCCAAAAUUUGACUACACCUACCUCUGGGAUUUCGGGACAAAUGACGCGGAGAAACCUAUCCAAGGUGGCAGCGAGAUGACUUAUACUUACAGGACCCCCGGGCGGUACCAGGUGACUGUAACUGUUCUCAACAACAUCUCUUGUAGCAACAACACAGUCUCAAUUGAAGUACAGCAGCCCGUGGGCUCUAUGCUGAUCCAGCACAACGGAACCAGUGGCAACAACCUAGCCUUGCUGCAGGACUACACGUUUACCGCCCAUUCAGAUUCCUCUGAUGUGGUUUAUAACUGGGACUUUGGAGAUGGCCUGCUCAAACUGGGGCGAAUCGUCACAUACGCCUUUAAUUCCUCUGGCAACUUCAACAUCGUCCUGACAGGUAGGAACGAGGUGAGUGAAAACAAAAGCCAACUCACCGUGUUGGUCCUGGCACCUAUACAAGGUUUAUCCGUCAACGCCAGUCUAGUGAACGUCCCACUGAAUGCGUCCGUUCACUUCGAAGCACACCUGGACCAAGGUGACGAAGUCAGGUACUCCUGGAUCCUUUGCGACCGCUGCACGUCCAUCCUGGGCAUCCAUACCAUGUUCUAUACUUUCCGUUCGGUCGGAACUUUCAACGUAAUUGUGACUGCAGAGAAUGAGAUAAGCACUGCCCAGGCAAGCAUCUUCAUUUUCGUACAACGUGAGCUUGAGGGCUUGCAGAUUGUUGCUGAGGACCUUGGAGAUGGAUGCUGCUUCGCCACCAAUCGAGUGCUUCAUCUCCAAGCCUCCCUGAAAGAAGGCACCAACAUGUCCUUCAACUGGAGUUUACUGAGGGAACAUGAGCCAGCGCCCCUCAACCUCAGUGGAAAGACCGUAGACCUGAACUUCUCCACUCCUGGCCCCUGCGAGAUCAUCCUAAAGGCCGCUAAUCUACUUGGCCAAUUGAUUGUGAACAGGACCGUUGAGUUUCUUGAUCCUGUUGGGGAACUGAUCCUCAAAAUCUCACCCAACCCUGUGGCAGUCAAUGACAUCAUUAACGCGACGGUUGUUACGAGAAUUGGCACCGACCUGCAGUAUAAGUGGUGGGUAGAAGGUACCUAUAUGCAACUUAAUGUCCCCUCGGUCCGCUAUCAGUUUUUUAGUCCAGGCUUGAAGGAGCUGAGAGUGAGUGUUUCUAACAGAGUGAGCUCAGAGACUGUGUUAAAAUGGGUCCAUGUUCAGGAACCAAUCUCUGGAGUGGCUUUCACUACCACCAGUGUAACCGAGCAGAAUUUCGUUGCCUCUGGAGUCAACAUAUCCCUGCACGGGGAGGUGCAAACAGGGUCAGAUAUCACAUGGACGUGGUUAUUGCCAAGUGGCAGAGAAUCAGGUCAGCACAUCACUGCCUACUCGUUUCCGUCAGCUGGUACCUUUACCAUCACAUUAAAUGCCACAAAUGACAUCGGCGGACAGGCUGUAUCCCGCGACUUCACAGCGCAGGACAGGAUUCAGGGACUUGACAUGAAGGUCAGUAAACGGAUUGUAGCCGUGGGUGAAAACGUGGAAUUCAACGUCUCCGUCUCAUCCGGCACUUCCGUCAAAUUCACCCUCACCAUAAGUGGGGACGCCACGGUCGAAUUACGAAAUCAGACGUACAUCCACCAGUUCACCAGGGUGGACAACUACAUUGUCAAUCUGACAGCCUACAACGAAAUCAGUUAUGAUCGGAGGAACCUUCAUGUGGAGGUGAUGGAACCGGUUAGCAGGUUGUCCAUCAUAGACUGCUGUGAGCCUGCAAUUCCAGUAGGAGUGAAGAAGUCCUUUGUAGCUGACAUCCAAACUGGGAAUCCUGUGACGUUCCUGUGGACCUUUGACCUCCAUCAUGGGGUUAAGACUCAUCUGAUUGGUAAGGAAGUGACCUACACACCUGAAGAACUGGGCAUUCUCACCAUCUUCCUGCGGGCUUUCAAUUCUCUCCAUAGUCAGAACGUGACCAAAGUCAUCCAGGUUCAGAACAUUUUAUCCGCUGCCACUUUGGAAGCGCAGCCACGAGACACCUUCAUCAACAAGAGCAUCAACUUCCAUGUUAGUGUAACUCCCCAUCAGACAUCUGCUAGCUACCAGUGGGACUUCAGUGAUGGAACCCGUGGUGUGCACUCUAACAUGUCAACUAUCAGUCACACCUUCUCUCUGCCUGGUCACUACUUGGUCCAGGUUAAUGUCAGUAACCUAGUAAGCUGGGUAAUUGCAAAGUUUGAGGUGAACAUCCGUGUCCUUGAAUGCGAUGAGCCGGACGUCAGGGUGAUCCAGGCUCCCAGGCUAGCCAUCUGGCGCUACCAGCCCGCUUUGGUCGAGGCGAACGUAGACCUGAAAGGGUGUGGCCGCUACAAAGAAAAAUACCUCUGGGAGAUUCUGACCAGCUCCCGCUGUCAGGACAGUGAGCACAAUCAGGGGACGGCUUCCAAGGUUACCCUGAGGGCAGACGUCGAUGUUCACAAACUUCAGCUGUCUGUGCCAAAGAUGGCUCUUCCUGCUGGAAACUACAGCUUGGUCUUCUCCCUGUCCUACGAGGGUAUCCCGCUUCGGAAAGCAGCCUGCCUCCAGCUCUCAGUGAUGUCUGGGAAACUAGUGCCCAUCAUCGAAGGCGGCACCUACCGAGUCUGGUCCAAGACCCAGGAUUUGCACCUGAGUGCGGAGCAGUCCUAUGACCCCAACCUAGACAGCCAGUCUCUCCUCAACUAUCACUGGGAGUGUGUGAGCACAUCCAAGGGACCCUCUCACUGUACCAGUUUGAACUUCGGGCUGGACCCGAGUGGCCCAGUUCUGGGAAUCUCUGGCUCGGAGCUGGAGGCUGAUGUUGAGUACACAUUCCGUCUGACUGUCAGUAAAGAAGGCAUGCCUUCAGAGUCUACCACGCAGACGGUACUGGUGCAGAGUGGGCGUAUUCCCAUGGUCUCACUGGAGUGUGUGUCUUGUAAGGCCCAGUCCAGGUAUGAAGUGAGCCAGAACUCCUACGUCUAUCUUGCCGGAACCUGCAGCAACUGUGGCACCUCACACAGAGGACGUUGGACGGCGGUGACUCGGCGAAACGAGACGUUGGUGUUGGACCUGAACACCACGACCACGGGCAGAGACAGCAUGAGGCUGGUCCUCAGACAGGGCAUCCUCAGAGACGGCGACUCCUACGUCUUCAGCCUGCACGUCGCCGACGACGACAUGGACAGAGAGGGCGUGGCCUACAUCGAGCUCCACCCCAACAUGCCGCCGGGGGGCGGGGCUUGCGUGCUCUGGCCAGACAGGGCGGAGCUACAGGUGCACACGCUCCUGGAGAAAGUGCACUUCAAAUGCUCAGGCUACGCUGACCAGGAUGAUGGGGAGUCUCCUCUGAUGUACAGUCUGUUAGUCAUGCGAUGUGCAGACUCGUACUGUGAGGAGUUCUGCGUGUAUAAAGGCACCAGUCCGGAACAUUCCGCCUUCCUGCCCCCGGGCUUCCACUCGGCAGGAUACAGAGUGGCCGUGUACAUUACCGUGGAGGACCACCAGGGGGCCCUCAUCACUGCACUCAACAAGUCGAUGGAGGUGUUGUUGCCUGAGAAACCUAAAGGUUUCGCUAGUCUUCCUCACUGGCUGUGUGAGCUAACAAACAGCAACCUGACAGAGCUCCUCAAACAGGGCAACUCCCAGCGUGUUCGAGAACUCUCCCUCGCUCUCAUCACUGUGCUCAACGAGUAUGAGCAGACCAGGCGGCGGGAAGCUGUGAGUGGAGUGGAGCGUCAGUACAGACUCAGUGUCAGAGGAAACAUCACCAGAGCCCUAACUGCCCUGGAUCUCAACACUGUCAGUGACAUCCAGCAGACGUCUGCAGCUCUCGCCCAGUGCACGGCGGUCAGCAGGGAGUUUGUGUGUGAGGAAUGCCAGAACAGUACUCUGAACAAACUGGAGUCCAUGUUGGAGAUUCUACAGACAGACACCAAACAGGGCACUGUCACUCCCACUGAGAUCGCAGACAAUAUCCUCAACAUUAUGGGUGACCUCAUCCACCAAGUCAACCAGGCCGCGGCCGCUCCGCCUGAGGCCGCCGAGGACCGCGGCGGAGCCCUGCAGUCGGAGGAGCACCACCCUCUGCGUGUGGCGGCGAAAGCCUACACCCUCUCGUCCGAGCUCAUGCGUAUCCUCAUGCACUCCCGCGUGUUGAACGAAGAGCCCCUGAUCCUGCGCGGCGCGGAAAUCGCCGCGGCGGGAAAACGGGCGGACCCCCAGAGCCUCCUGUGCUACGGCGAAUCCGACGCUCCGGAAUGCCGGCGUUUCUCCAUCCCCCGCGCGUUCAACGCCAGCCUGGGCAGGGCGGCACCCCCUACGGGCACGGGGGUGGUACAGCUCCUCUUUCAGGUGGAGCCCAACCCUUUCCCGUUCAACUACGUCCCCAACUACACCGUCUCCACCGAGGUGGCGUCCAUGGAGUUCCGCACCGAGAACGGCACGCAGAUUCCCAUCUCCAACUUGGACGAGAGCCAGGCCAUCACUGUGGCGAUUAACAACGCGAGCGUGGCGGGGCCAGACGGGAAUGGAGCGGCGGCGGACGGGCUCCGUCCCGCGGGCGCCGUCAACGUCAGCAGGUGCAGUUCCGUCAUCGUGAGGGUCAGCGCCGGAAACACAAACCGACAGGCCGGGCUCUACGUUCAGCUCAACUUCACCGUGCUGGAUGAAGCCUCAGAGCCGAAGGGGGCGGAGCCUUUCAUCACGGCCUAUCUACACAGCGGCGAAUGGCCAAACGAAUUCAACAGCUCCGACCACAAACGCAUCACGCUCAGCAUGACCCGGGGUCACGACCUUGACCACAGGCUCUACACCUUCUUCCUGUCGCCGCUGUCACAUGACACGACCCUGGACUACUUUGUGAAUGUGUCGUUGGGUUGCGGCGAGGAGACCCCGGGCGCGAUUCGUCUGGAGGUGGGCGUGUUUGCCUCGCUGUGCCAGUACUUCAGCGAGAGCGCCAAGCUCUGGCGUACGGACGGCAUGGUGCCGCUCGCCGAGACCAACGCCAGCCGAGCCGUCUGCAGCACGCGUCACCUCACCGCCUUCGCCGCCAGCCUCUUCGUCCCUCCCGACGCCGUAGUCUUCAUCAUCCCCGAGGUCUCGGGGGGGCCCAGUCUGGUGGUGGUGCUGACAUGCGUGAUGGCGCUGCUCUGCUACGCCGUGGCGGGCGCGGUCCUGCGGAAGCUCGACCAGUUGGACCUGAGGCGUGCUGCUGUGGUUCCGCUCUGCGGGAAAGACGGACUCUUCAAAUACGAACUCCAGCUCAAGACCGGAUGGAGUCCGGGAGCAGGCACCACUGCCCAUGUUGGCAUCAGCCUGCACGGCAGAGAGAGCCGCAGCGGGCACCGCCACCUGGACAGCGUUGGCGCCUUUGCCCGCAACAGUUUGGACAUCUUCCACAUCGCAACCGAUACCAGCCUCGGAAACAUCCUGAGGAUCCGCGUGUGGCACGAUAACAAAGGCCUCAGUCCUGCAUGGCUGCUUCAGUAUGUUCUGGUGAAAGACCUGCAGACAGGAAGCAGUUAUUUCUUCCUGGUGGAGGAGUGGCUCUCUGUCGAUAACGAGAAGACUGACGGACGGGUGGAGAUCGAGGUGGAGGCUUCAGAAGAGGCGGAGCUACGCCGAUGGCCCCGCCUGCUGUCCUGGGAGCUGCAGCGAGCGCUGUGCGAUAGUCACCUGUGGCUGUCACUGUGGGAACGCCCACCGCGCAGUCCCUUCAGUCGCCUGCAGAGGGCGACGUGCUGCUCCCUGCUGCUACACCUGGCUAUGCUGGCUAACGCCGUGUGGUAUGGCACCGUUGCCCAUAGCAGCAGCUCUACAGCAGUGUCCAGACUGGUCUCUGUGAAUGCAGAGACACUGGGAGCGGGUUUGGUCAGCUGUCUGCUGGUGUAUCCCCUUUAUCUACUAGUAUUUUGUCUCUUCAGACUCAGUCGCAGUAAGGUAUCAGUAGAACAGCUGCCUCCUCAGGUGGAUCAGGAGUCUUUAGAGAUCGAUGACUUUUUGGAUAACUCCAUGUCAGGGAGUUCCUUCCUUUUCCACGGAAUUCCAGGAGAGACGUUUUCAGAAGAGACUAAUGAGACCAUUCCUUCCACUAAGAGGUGGAGCGUGCCCGAAAGCGAUUGGCCGGACGCGCUGACGGAGCCGUCCGUCGCGGAGGGGGCAGGACUUCCUCCGAGGCUGAAGCGAGGGCAGGGCAGCAGGCACUUGGGCGUGGACAUGACCUUCGCUCCGGAGGAGGAGGACCUGUCGGCAGGGCUCGCCCACAGAAACAAGUAUUUCACCUCCUCAGACGAAGACCUAAUCAAACGCAUUCUGGCUGACGGACAGCUCCAGGUGUCCCGCCUCUGUGACCCUCAGCAGUUCUUCUCUCAGGCUGACAGCGACAUGGGUGAUCUUUCCAGUAUAUUUGGAGAUAAGACCGAGGUGAUUGUGCUUCAGAAGCUGAGUGAACCUGUACCUCCAGCGGCCGUGAGGAGAGAUCCUCCGAAAACAGCCUUCACCUCUAGAGCAGUGGUGACAGAUGUUUGUAAAGCAAGGCCUCUUCCUCCAUGGUGUGGAUCAGCUGCUCUGUGGGGGAGCUGGGUGGGGCUUAUUCUGGCCAGCGCCCUGUCAAUGUGGGUGGGGCGGAGCUUCAGCGAGGGCGUGGCUCUAAUGUGGCUCAUCUCCUCUAUUGUCAGUGUGCUGUCUUCUUUCUUUAUACUGGAACCUCUGAAGGUGUUGUGUGAGGGUGUGUACGUGGCGUUGGUGGUGCGGAGGUUGCGGCCAGAGGAGCAGGACGUGUUGGUGGAGUGUCCGCGCGUGGAGAGGGUUUUACAGAGGAUUCCACGGGUCAGACCUCCACAGGGCUUCGCACUGUCCCAGGCCCGAGAGGAGGCGCGCAAAGUCAGGGUUCUGCACAACAUGUUAAAGGGCUUUCUGCUCUACAUGCUGUUCCUGUUGGUGGUCCUCUUGCUAAAUUACGCUGACUCAGCCAAAGACGCUCACCGCCUGAGACUUCACACUCAGCUACAGAACAGACUGCAAACACCAGACUUCACAAACAUCAGCAGUCAUGAGGAUGUGUGGGCAUGGCUCUCCGGUUCCCUGUUGCCACGGUUACUGGACAGCCGAGGCCUCAUGGCAGAGACGGGCACCCUCCUGCUGGGGAAGCCCCGCCUUCGACAGAUCAGAGCACAGCCAGCAUGUACCACUAGUGGCUGGUACCCACAUGCCCCGUGGUUCGGGUGUGGUCCAGUGGGCUGGGAAAAGGCUGGUUCUUCCCUGGCCCAAAACUGGUCCAGUUCUUCAGUCCAAGGCAGCGGUACGUGGCACUGGGGGCAGGUGUCUGUUUACGGCACUGAGGGUUUCGUCCAGGAGUUGAAUCGAUCCAUAGAAAAUUCCAGAGCACUUAUCCAGCACCUUCACACAUUCAGCUGGCUUGACCAACUGACCAAAGCUCUGUUUGUGGAGUUCUCUCUUUACAACACAAACACAGACCUGCUGGCAGUGUUUAGCUUUCUACUGGAGUUCCCCGUUUCUGAGCGUGCUCAGUCCAGCUUCCACCUUAAGACCUGCAGCCUCCAUCGCCUCAGCCAAGGCUUGGACCUUUCCCUGUUUCUAACGGUACUCCUCCUCGCUUUCAUUCUGUACUUCUCCAUCCGAGAGGGGGCACUGGCCUUGAAGGAAGGGCGCGGUUACUUCCUGCGUCCGUGGAACAUCGCCGGCGUGUGUAGCUUGGCGCUGUCGGCGUGCGUGUGCGGGCUGCACCUGAGCCGCUCCGCCCUGGCCGACCGGCUGUGGACCUCGUUUCUACGGCGACGCGACGGCUUUACCGACUUCUACCCGCUGGCCAGUCAGAACGAGGUUCUGUCCCAGCUCAACGCUCUACUCCUCUUUCUCCUGGUCCUGAAGGCGUCCCAUCAGCUGCGGUUCCUGAGGGAAUGGGCAGUGUUUGGGAGAGCCCUCAAACGCUCUGCAGGAGAACUGCUGACCACUGCCGCCUUACUGCUGCUGUUACUGCUCACCUUCUCCCAUACAGGAUACCUGCUCUUCCAUUCAUACCUGGACGGCUACGAUAGCGUCGGCGCCACUUGCCUGUCGCUGCUGGGCGCCGGGGGGCGCGGCCUGUUGUCAUGGCACCCCAGCAGGGCCUCCUCGUGCUCCGCCCCCUGCCUGUUGUUCCACGGCGCGUUCGCGGUGCUGCGUCUCGUCCUCUUGUGGCUGGUGACCUCGGCGUUGCUGAGGAACUAUCGCCGGGCCAGGGCGGAGCUGUAUCGGCCCGCCGUCGACCUGCAGGACUACGAGAUGGUGGAGCUGUUCCUCCGACGACUAAAGAUGUGGAUGGGCCUCAGUCGAGCUAAGGAGUUCCGUCACAAGGUGCGCUUCGAGGGUAUGGAGCUGCCUCCGUCACGCUCUUCCUCCACCAGCGACUGCAAAUCCCUCUGCCUGCCCCCUCUGGACACCCCGGAAGCGCCCCCCACCCCCGACAGCGUCGACGGAGGCUCCGAAUCCUCGUGGAGGCUCACCUCCAGCAGCCCCUGUAGCCUGGUGGAGGCCCCAGGCAUGGGCCUAGGCCUGACGUUAGGCCUGGGAGUAGCGGUGGGCAGUCAAGCCUGGCGCGAGAGGGCUGAGCUGGAGGCGACUCUCAGGAGACUCCUGCCCGCCUUCGACGGCCUGUUGCUACAGCUGGACCGGGUCACGCAAGCGACGGAAGAGCUUUACCGGACGGAGUGCCGUCUAGAGAAGGUGCAGAGGAGGGCCCGAAAAUGGAGGCGCGGGGAACGGAGAAACAACCGAAGCACGGACCCUGCUGGACGGAGGCGGCACUGCAGGGAGCACAAGUACAGGCAGCAGAGCGCGGAGUUUUCGGAUAAGCGCAAGAGUUCUCCAAAAAGAGAAGAAAGCGCCCACGUGGUGGAAACGGGUCCCCACAAGGCAGAGAAGAGAACGGAACAGAAAACGGAUAGGGCCACACACAGGACAGGCACAAGUCCCCACAAGGGAGUCCCGUCAGAGAGGGUUCCGAACAAGGCUGGUCCAAGUCCUCACAAGGCUGAUGAAAUUCCAAGCGUGGAAGCGGGUCCCCAGAAGACGGAGGAGAGUCGGAAAGAGAGGGAUCCAAGCCCUCAUAAAACAGGUGCAGGUCGCGUGAAGACGAGCAAAAGUGCCGGUAAAACCGACGAGUUCACAGAGGAGGGGUACAAGAAAGGUCCUCAAAAGACGGACGCGGAACGCCGCAAAGCUGACGGGGGUCCUCGCAAAACCGACGGGGGCUCUCCACCCGACAGCGUCGAAACCGUUAGCGGUUCCGCCAAAUCUGUUUCUACCGCCUCGAUCCUAAUUCCCACCCCUACGCCCGCCCCUUCCACCGCCCCGGCCUCAGCCUCCGUCACCCCCACCCCAAUUCCUCACGCCCAUGAGUGGGUGAACCUGGGUGACAGAGACAACAUCCCCUCCAGUCUGUUUCGACAUCCGGCUCAUACCACUACCAUUCCCACGCGCAAACGGAAACACAAGCCUCCGCCCCUCAAGAACAAGGUCCAUCCCAACACUGACAGGCACAUCUCAGGACACCCCAAACCCUAAGAGAAAAUCCCCAUGGCAUCCAGGACAUA